GAUAAACUUUUAUCUUUCGUCAUUUGUUUCUAUGGCAUUAUGCCUUUUAGCAGUUUCUCAUUGUCUCAAGCAUAGAGUCCAAAUGCAUAAAUCCUUAAUAUGAUCUUGGUUACCUCAGUAAAAGUUGCUUUAAGAGAUACAAACAAUACAAUUCUGUUAGAAAACUAUCUUCAUCUGGACUUUCUGCUUGUCCCAGCCAUGGCAACAAAAUCACCAUGGUUUCAAUCUUUUAAGCUUUCACCAUGACCAGGUUAUUUUGCUACGCGAGGACAAAAACUUUACUUUCAACCUUGUUGAGGUCAUACUGAGUGAAUUCCCUUAAUAUAAGUAAAACACAGGUUACUGAAAGCCUAACAUCACCAAGACUAAAAAUUUGAUCAAAUCUGCUUUGUUAGCUAGCACUUUAACUGGUCUUGGAGUUGGGAUCAUGGAUCAAAUCUCAAUCCCCACCAUUGAUUUCAGUGUUUUCCAGGGUGAUCACAAUCAUCUUCAAGAGUGUGGGAGAAAUGAAUUGAUCAACAAUGGCAUCGUAGAUCCUUGGUUUGAAUUGGACAGUGAGGAUCUUGAUUCUCUUUACACUGUAUUUGACCUUAAAUAUCAAGAGAAUCCAUCAGACAAACAAGUCAAGUUAUUAGAAGAUCAUCAACAAAACAUUUCAGAUCAUUGGACCCAAAGUGAUGAUUCUUCCAACAUGGACUUGCCCCUGCAGCCUAUCCAAAUUCAAAUGACACCCAAAGCAUCUAAUGGGAUUCAGCCUCAGGUGCCAAGGCUUGACAAUUUCCAUGGAGAGAAAACAACUUCCAUUUCUUUAGCAUCUUUGGAGUUCUUGAACAAUUGUGGGAGAUUGUUUCAGAAAUCAAGCGAGGAAAACUUGAGCAACAUACUCAACAACGAGGCUCGUGUAAGUAACAUCCCUAAGUUAUCAACAGAAGAAAUCUUACGAGUUGCUGGAGAAAGAUAUAUCCAAUAUUCCACCCAAAGGGUAGAUGGUCUUUCUAUGUUUAUACAUCCGUAUGCUUCAUCACUUUCGGGCCUUUCUAUAGAGCAAACAAAGGACAUGGAACUUGUUCACCUCCUUCUAGCUGCUGCAGAAGAAGUGGAUCAGCAGCAAUUUCAUUUGGCUAGCCAAUCUAUUGCACACUGCCUGUGGAAGGCAUCUGUUACAGGUAAUCCGAUCCAGAGACUUUGUUUCUAUUUUUGUGGAGCUUUACAAGAAAGGAUUGAUCGAGAAAUAGGAAGGUCCCUGUGUUUUGAAAGAAAGUUAAGGUUUUUAAGCACUCUGGCAUUAGGUACUACACAUGAAUCCUUAACCUGCCAUACAGAAAUUCCCUUCAGUCAAGUAAUGCAAUUCGCGGGAAAUCAGGCAAUAGUUGAAAAUGUUAAAGGUGCAACCAAGAUCCAUUUGGUUGAUUUUAAUAUCAGAAGUGGAAUUCAGUGUACAGGCUUGAUGCAAGCUCUUUCAGAACAACGCGACUGUCCAAUUGAGCUUCUGAAGAUAACAGCCAUUGGACACCAAGAAAAAGAGAAAAUCGAAGAAACAGGCAAGAGAUUACAAAGUUUUGCCAAUUUCUUGAAUCUUCCCUUUUCAUUUGAUAUGGUCUUUAUGUCUGACAUGAAAGAUCUUAAGGCAGAAUCAGUCAAUGUUAAAGCAGAUGAAACAGUGGCAGUCUAUUGUUACACUGUACUUAGAACAAUGAUCUGCAGGCAAGAUUAUUUGGACAACACGAUACGAGUAAUCAGAGGACUAAGACCAUCUGUGGUUGUUGUCUGUGAAAUUGAAGCAAACCAUAAUUCACCUUCAUUUUUGAAUCGUUUCGUAGAGGCACUUUUCUAUUACAGUGUGCUUUUUGAUUGCUUUGAGGACUGCAUGGAUAGAGACAAUUUGGUUAGAAAGAGGAUUGAAGUAUUUCACAUUGGUGAAGGUAUCCGGAAUAUGGUUGCAGCUGAGGGUGCAGAAAGGUUCACUCGGAAUGUAAAGCUUGAUGUAUGGAGAGCAUACUUUGCACGGUUCAGAAUGGUGGAAAUGGAGCUCAGUGAGUCGUCGCGAUAUCAAGCAAAUCUGAUUCUCAAACAAUUUUCCCAUGGCAGUUCCUGCAUUGUUCAAAAUGACGGGAAGGCCCUCCUAGUUGGAUGGAAGGGAACACCCAUUGAAUCUGUUUCAAUUUGGAAGUUCUUGUAAACACGCUGAAAAGGGCAGCUUUAAGGACAAUUCCAUGUUGAGAAAAUCAGUAGGAUACUUGAUCUAUCUUCUAUAUACCCUUAAGAAUUGUUGUAGCUAGGCAAAAGGUGCAAGCAAACACACAUUGAGGAUAAAACGAGAGAAAGUCGCUUGUGAUGGUUGGGUUAUGUCCAGCGUUGGCCUCCAGAUGCAUUGGUCCACAGUUGUGCAACUAUGGCGAGUAAAGGUGUUAAAAAAGGGACGGAAUAGACCUAAAUCAUAUGAAAGGAAGUUGUCUCAAAAGAUCUACAAUCUCUUGGAUUUUUCAUAUAGGUUUAGCAAAAAAUAGGGCACAAUGGAAGAAGAGGAUCAAUAUAUGUGAUACCAACUAGUUGGGAAUAUGUUUUAGUCAUAUUAGUACAUUUACAAAAGGUCCUAUGUUUUCAAAGAAUAUUUUAGUUCUGCUGAAGAUUUAUAA
Solanum dulcamara is the source of this 2636-nucleotide messenger RNA. Its product is annotated as DELLA protein RGL1-like. The transcript is spliced from 2 exons. Gene Ontology annotation, molecular function: sequence-specific DNA binding; DNA-binding transcription factor activity. Bases 428 to 2179 code for a protein of 583 amino acids. Gene Ontology annotation, cellular component: nucleus. The record is from RefSeq and is a predicted model, not a curated record. Lineage: Eukaryota; Viridiplantae; Streptophyta; Magnoliopsida; Solanales; Solanaceae. Gene Ontology annotation, biological process: regulation of DNA-templated transcription.